Colletotrichum fioriniae is the source of this 1320-nucleotide messenger RNA. The record is from RefSeq and is a predicted model, not a curated record. NCBI's taxonomy places the organism in Eukaryota, Fungi, Ascomycota, Sordariomycetes, Glomerellales, Glomerellaceae.
AUGGUGGAACCUGAACGCGAACGCGCUGCGACACCCGCCAAGAGAAAACUUGCCGAUCGAGACUUGAGUCCCAGAGAAUUGGAACGGAAGGAGCCACGGCCGCCGCCUGCCGAGCUCAAUGGCGGACUUGCCAUCUCUAGGUCACCAGUGAUGCAACGGAAGAGAAAGAUCCACGCGACACCACCCGUUUGGGCUCAGACUUGGAAUGCUCGAGAAAAUAAGAGGCUCAAGCUGGCCAAUUUUGAGCUCCAGAAACGAGGGCCGCCGCACAUCAAUGGCAAAUCCGAGUCUGUCAAGCAGGACAGCACCAGCCGCCACACCUCACCAGAGGCAGCGCGAUCCACGGCUCCUCCAGUCCAAGAACCGCCGCAGCCGCCGCCGCCGCCGCCCAAGGCCGAAAGUCUGCUUGGUCCUUGGGAGGAAAGCAUCCUCGGUACUCGACCUUACGAAGAGCUGUCUAAGACGAUCGCCGAUUUCUUAUUCAAGAACGUCACGCUCCAUCCUGAUAGUGGGGAGAUAAUAGGACGUGGCGUGCAGUUCGAAAUCGAGGCUAAGAUGGGACAGCUCAUCGACAGAGACACCAAUGAUCGUGUCGAGAGAGCUAUAGGUUCGGAAUGUGUUCUGCACGAUACCGGGCGUCUGGCUUUCAGAAGCAGCAUGACUGAGGCUCAGCACAAAGGUCUCAACGAAUUCCUCAACACCAUGGUUGUGCAGACCGAUCCCCGAAACCCCAACGCACGCGGCCGAGUACAAGUACAAUACAAACACCGACGAGAGAUUGAUAAGUUCUACGAGCUGCCAAAUGCUCUGCAGGCCCGUCUGCCUGGUUGCGUCCGUUCCCUACUGGGUAAUAGGCGUUCAAUCAAGGUCCGAGUCACAUAUGACCAAAAGACGCAGCAGGUCCUGGCCAAGAUUGUCAAGGCCCGGGUGGCAGAUAUCCACCUACAUCUUCCCACAUGCCCACUCGACUGCCGCCUUAGCAUCAAUCUCGAAAUGGCAUGGGAUGGUUCCGUUGAGGAAUUGGAAAGCGUGGCUGUCGGUCAUGCAGACAAGUUCCCUGACCGGAACAAGGACCGUCUCAGUUACAAGCAAAAUCACUACCAGAUCGACUUGACCCAAGUGACGCAGAUGAUGCCUGGUCCUGGAAAUACCUCACAGAUGAGCAAGGAACACGAACUGGAAAUAGAGCUGUCACCCGAAAUCGUCAUCGAUCAACAACGCCGCGCCAUGAGGAACGAGCCGCAUCAAUACCAGCAACUUGUCGAGGCAUUCGUCGACAACGUCCGCGUCCUAGCGCGCAAAAGCCGUGAAUUUGUGUAA